This is a messenger RNA of Lodderomyces beijingensis, 2712 nucleotides long. NCBI's taxonomy places the organism in Eukaryota, Fungi, Ascomycota, Pichiomycetes, Serinales, Debaryomycetaceae. The record is from the annotation of a GenBank genome assembly.
AUGGAAGCCUCGACUGGCCGUGGCACUAUUGCCGACUCUUCCAGAACAGACGACGGAAGAGCGUAUGACUCAGUGUCGAACGUCAAUCUUAUCAACGACGGAGGCUCCGGCUUUGCUUUCAACGACGCCGCUUACGCACAAGGUCUUGAUCCACAAAUGUCGAACUUCAACUUUGACGAAACAGACGAGUUUUUAAGAUCGAUAUCCGGUGUGUUGGACAAUUCAAAAGUGUCGUCAAUACCAGCUGAGAGCAAUUUCUCCAUCGCGUACAAUGAACCCUUUUUAUCGCCAUCCUCAAUCAACGGAGAAGAAAUUGUGUUUCCCGAGUAUUUGGGCAGCAAUGUUGCAGAACAACAUGAAUACAUCAAACAUGUUGGAGCUAGAAACAAUGUAUGGAACGAACAACACCAACAACAACAACAACAACAACAACAACAACAACAACAACAACUACAUGCACCUAAUAGUAACAACAACAAACCGCGGUCUGUUUCUUCUUCAGUAGUAACGUUUAAGGAAGAAAAUGUCACGCCAGCUUCACACAUUUCAACUGAGCCUUCCGAAAUCACUACUCCCGACUCAAUCAAUGAAAACAAUUUGUCCGAUAGGCCAACUGCAAGAAAGUCGGCUACAAUCGUCUCCGCUAAAGUGGCAAAGCCCAAAACAGGCAAGGACAAGAGCUCGCAUAAUAUGAUUGAGAAGAAAUAUAGAACCAACAUCAACUCCAAGAUUCUCAUCUUGAGAGACGCCGUACCGUCAUUGAGAAUCGCCGCUGGUUGCGAAGACGUUUCGCUAGCUGAUCUUGAAGGCAUCACCCCUGCGUCCAAAUUGAACAAAGCUAGCGUUUUAACAAAAGCUACUGAAUAUAUCAAGCAUUUGGAGCAGAAGAAUGCAAUCUUGAAGGAGCAAAACUUGUAUUUGCAACGCGUUAUUCAAGAAGCCAAUGCGAGAACUGGUGCUCAAAUUCAAGUUUCCUUUCCACCAUCGCAGCAGAUGUUGCACUCGCCAGUGGAGAGCUCUGCACAACAAGCAGUUAGAAGCCGCGGCAGCUACAGCGAGCAACAAUUUGUUGCUGAGAACGAUUACACUCUUCAGCAACAACAGCAACAUCAGCAGCAACAUCAGCAGCAACAGCAACAACAGCAGCAACAACAGCAACAGGAAGGAAGCAGAAGCCAACCAAAUCGAUUCUUGUUGGGCGGCAUGGCCGCGGUUAUGGGAACGUCCUUGUUUGGUGGUUCUGGCGAGAACGAUUUCCGGAGCUUAAAUGCUCUACCAUUUGCCUCGUCGUUAUUCCCGCACGCAUUCCUCCACCCGACCCCUAUGGUGGUGCAGCUUUGGACUUUGACAAAGUUGAUUCUAGUCAUUGCAAGCUUGGGUUCGAUUUUGUUGCCUUUACUUAAAGACCACUUUACCAAAUCACCCAAGAAUAACCCAAAAAACAGCCUUUCGAAAACUUCUGGGUCGGCGUUGGACUGGGCUAUGGCUGCUUGCUACUUAGGUCUGCCCUUGAAAUUGACAGAUUCUCGCCGCGAGGCCAUAGUUGCCAACUUGAGAGGAGGCAAAUCGUGGACUCAAUUGGCAGCUGAUUUUGGAUCUUUGAUCAACUAUGAAACCAAUUUUGAAAAUACCCUCUUGUUUUUGGUUAUGGGAUCCAUUUUGGAAAACAAAUUCCCGCAAUUGAAGCCCGUCCUCAGCCAUUACUUGCAAAAAAAGAGUCAAGCGAUUACCAAACUUGCAUAUGACGGCACCAAUGCGUCGUUGAAAAAGUUGAACCACUUGAUCACCCGGAUUGAUGGAGCUGAGCUUUUUGCUAGCAAAACCUUGAUCAUGCACAUGACAAAUGUGUUUAACGGUGACGAGAUUGAAGGAUUGCAAGAUCCACAAAGAACUAUUUUCAAUCAUCUUGACCAAAGCCUGGUUAAGGACUACUAUUCGUUAUUCUUGCAAUUGCGCCUUUUGGAAAUUUUACAAGAGUUGAGUCUCACAUACUUGGAGCAGAUCACAAAGAACCAUUCUCAGAUUUUAAAGGACUUGACGGUUGUUGAGCAAGUGACCCCGGAGGACUCUACCGCAUACAUAUACUGCCAGUACUUUAAAACAGUAUUGAAUUCCAGCCGAGCUCCAUAUUUAUUGGAAAAUUUAAAGUUGAAUAUCGACUCCAAACUCGCUCAAGUGGAUGCCAUCAAUGAAGGACGAGAACAAGAAGAAGAGGAAGAGGAAGAGGAAGAGCUUGACGAAUUGGAAGAAAGCUGUGAUGUUUAUGAAGAUGAGACCGUUGACAUACCUGCAAACAAGCCAAAGAGUUCACUCAUCAAAUCUUUGAGAUUGGUUUCCAAGAGCCAAGUCUUGAUCAUACUAUCGUCGUUGGUUACUUAUUACCAUAAAUUGGAUGACUAUGACACUGAAUCCCGCAUCAUGAGAUACUUUGGCGAUUUCAAAGUAGACUUUGAUUUGUUGACAUUUACCAGUUUGUUGACAAUGGUUGGCGAAGUAGUGGUCCAUGGCGGACCCUCUUCAGAGAAUCUGCAAAUGGCAGAUAUAGUUGUUGCUCUCCGGAGAUGGUUGAGAGAAGAUACAAGAUUGAUUAGUGCAGAAUUGAAUGAGAAAUUGACGCAGAUUUUGGUGCAAAAGGGCAAGAUCAUUAAUGGUAUUGAGACUGACGACGAUGACUAUGAUAACGAUGACGACGAUUAUGAAACCGACCGCUAA